This is a messenger RNA of Cheilinus undulatus (humphead wrasse), 5833 nucleotides long. Its product is annotated as protein NDRG3-like. Lineage: Eukaryota; Metazoa; Chordata; Actinopteri; Labriformes; Labridae. Gene Ontology annotation, biological process: signal transduction. The record is from RefSeq and is a predicted model, not a curated record. Gene Ontology annotation, cellular component: cytoplasm. The transcript has 17 exons. The coding region runs from base 170 to 1327 and encodes 385 amino acids.
GCAGUCUGAUGAGAGGAGCCUCGCGACCACCACCGACCACCUCCGCUCCAACGGUUAACGGUUACCGCCCCGACCAGCUAACCUGUUGGAUUUAACCGGAUAUUUGAGAAGCUCCUGGAACUAAAGGCAGGCGGCGUGUCUUCAGUUUGAUUGACAGUUAAGCGACCCAAUGAUGGAGGAGCUUCACGACGUCCAGCUGACUGAGAUCAAACCACUCCUGACCGGACAGCAGAAUGGGAGGAAUCUGCAGGACUUUGACUGCCAGGAGCACGAUGUGGAGACAACCUACGGUGUGCUGCACGUCACCAUGAGAGGGGUUGCCAAGGGCAACCGACCCACAAUCCUUACUUACCAUGACAUUGGACUCAACCAUAAAUCUUGCUUUAACAGCCUGUUUAACUACGAGGACAUGCAGGAAGUGACGCAGCAUUUCUCCGUUCUGCACGUUGAUGCUCCUGGACAGCAGGAGAAUGCUGCAGUGUUCCCCGCCGGGUACCAGUACCCCACCAUGGACGAGCUGGCUGAGAUGCUGCCGACUGUCCUGACACAGCUUCAGGUGAAGAGUGUGAUUGGUAUCGGCGUUGGAGCUGGAGCUUACGUACUCACCAAACUGGCACUGAAACAGCCUGGUCUCGUUGAGGGUUUGGUUCUGAUCAAUAUUGAUCCCUGUGCCAAAGGCUGGAUGGACUGGGCGGCCUCAAAGCUGAGCGGCUGGACAAGCAACCUGGUGGACACCAUUAUGGGACACCACUUCAGCACUGAUGAGUUAACAGAGAAUAAGGAGAUCAUCCAGACAUACAGACUCCACAUCUCUCAGGAUAUACCACAGGAGAACCUGGCCUUGUUCUACACUAGCUACGACAGUCGUACUGAGUUGUGCAUGGAGCGGCCGAUCCCUGGUUUGAAUGAAAACACAGUGACCACGCUCCGGUGUCCGGCUCUGUUGGUGGUUGGAGACACGUCGCCUGCCGUUGAUGCCGUGGUGGAGUGUAACUCCAGACUGAACCCCACCAACACCACCCUACUGAAGAUGGCAGACUGUGGAGGACUCCCUCAGGUGGUGCAGCCUGGAAAACUCGCAGAGGCCUUCAAGUACUUUGUCCAGGGAAUGGGCUACAUCCCUCAUGUCGUAUCAAACCGUCUGAGCAGCCAAUCAGUGCCCACAGCUGGAAUGACCCGGCUGGUCCGCUCCAGGACUCACUCGGCCUCCAGCGUCGGCUCCACAGAGGGCAUCCGGGGCCGCAACGCCAACAGUGUGCUGCCAGAGGCCGCCAACUCCAGCGGGCCUGAGCACACAGAAUCUCUGACCAUCCAGAUGACUGCAUAGGAUGUUUCCUGCUCUCUCUUUCUCGCCUCUCCUCAGUUCUUCUCCUCUCCUCCUCCUCUGAUGCCCGCUGCACUUGGAACUUGCCUCCGUCUCCAAACAGCAGCCGAGCGGUUCUGUUCUUGCCGUAAACUUUCCAAAGAGCUGAAAAAGCGUCCAAAAAUUUCUUUACUGGCUCAGUGUCAGUGGCGGCCGUGUUCCUUCUCUUUUCCUGCGCUCUCUAGGAGACUGAUGUCAGUUUAUACUUCCUCCCCUCAUUUCUGGAGGCAAGCGGCUGCGGUGGUGACACUGUAGAUGUUACUGUACAUGGUUCAUAUUUAAACAUGGUUGUGUUGCUCUCCUUCAGUGCGCUGUUAAAGACCACAUCUUCAUUUCUCUUCCAGUCAGCUAGCUGCACGAGACGAUUUUCAAACUUUCAAAACAUGGGAGAACUCAUGUGAUCAUGGGCCCAGUCUGCUCACUCCCAUUGGCUAUUAUUGCAUAGACAUAUGCAUUCAGGAGCUGUAAUAUAAUCAGAUUAACUCUACACACUCUGUGUACGACCAGCCUUGAAUUAGGGCCUAAAAUCGUCUCGUGUAACCAGCCCUAGUAUAGUUCACAUCCCUUCUUUUAUUCUUCUAAUCAUUACUAUUAUUUUGUUCUGACUGUUGAUGGUGGUGUUAGAUGUCAUGAUGUUUAAAGGUUCAAAAAAGGAAAAAUCUCCAGACUUACUGUUACUUUAAAGACAUAUUCCACCAUAAAAAUAGCUGUAUUUGGUUUAAAGUAGUUCUUAUAUGAGACAAAAUCCUUCUACCCAGAAAAACAAAUGAGUUACCUGGAGGCUUUGAUGCUGAUUUCAAGAUUUUAAAAAAGCUUGGUAUCAAACAAUGAAGCAUCGUGCAGCAGUUUGAAUAAUAAAUGUCUUUUUCUCUGUCGGUCUUUAAAGCUGCGGUUUGUGCUGGGGUCAAAGUGACCCAUUAUCUUCACCACAGAGAUCCAAAUUUGAUGGAAAGUUGUUUUUAUUUAAAUAUUUGUUGUGACAUAAGUCAGUGUGAUGCGGUGGCCCUGAAGGUCAACAGCUUAAAAGUUUCACCAAACACAAAAUAUUCAAUUAAACAUGAGAAACAUGUCAUAAAAUGCUAAAAUACAUCAUUGAAUGUAAUGACACUUCCUGUUAUGAUAAAAAAAAAUCAUAAAAAUGCCAUUUUAUUUUAAAAAAUCCAAAAAUAUCUUGCAGUGUUGGGCCGUACACCGGUAUUAAUACCAUCACAGGUAAAAUGCCUGGCACUGAAUGGAUUUUUGCAACUGGUUUAAAUGCAUGUGUGGAGUUGUAGUGCACACAGGAGGAAUAACUAACGCCGUAUUAGCAUAGCAGAGUGAUCUGUGACCGUCAACAGUUCAGUCUGAGUCAGUUAUCAGCAUGAUUUACACUAGCAUUCAGCCACAUUUUGUUCUGACUCCAUCGUUGCAGCUCAUCAUCAAACGUCCGCCUCAAUUAUGAGUCUACACUCUUGUAGUCUGACAUAUUAAACGGCGACCAUGACCACACUCUGACAGAAUAUCUAGUUUAACACCCUGACCUGACGUCAACGUUGUGCAUUAUGACGCUAACCAAUAGGAGAAUAUUUGCUCCUAAUCUUUGUAUCAGCAUUUACCAGAGUGAGUCCUUUCUUUUUCUGCCUCCAUACAGUAAAACUGUAUUGGCUAGAUUAUUUAGGCUUAUUUUCUUUCUAUUCCUUUCCUCUUGAUACAGUGGGACAAGGCCAUAAUUGUUAUCCAUAAUUCAUCAUUGUUUAUUGUUUGUUGUUUUCUUCUUUUUGAAAUACCGCUACCAUCACAUAGAGUGCUUCUGUUGUAGCAAUGGUUAAAACUCUUUGACCCACCUUCCCGACAGUUGUGACAUCAGCAUACAACGGAUGCUCAGGUUCACCAGGCCAGUCCAUCGGCUUAGACAGGACAUGGUUUUUGUACAGUCUGACAUGGUGUUGUCAUGAAAGACCAAAAAAUCUUUUUAGUCUGAGCCGGCCUGAACAGAGUGUGACCCAUGUGUACCGUUGUAUUUAACCACAGUAACCAGGAGAAACGUGUGUUUUCCUCUCUAAGUUUGAUGGCUGUAAUAACAGCAAGCAACAUACAGCGAGUGUGCUCCCUCUGCACAGCGUCUCUGAUGGUCUAUCUGGGGCCUAAACACAAGCUGUGAGCUACAACGGAUCAACUCUGUUUGACUUGAGCCUAGCGCUGCAGAGAUUUGUCUUCUAAUAGCUUAAACGGCUGUUUAAAGCUGUUUAAACUCGCUUGUGAGCUGUGGUGUGAAACCAGGUCAGAGUAGGAGCUGUAAGCAUCGUAGCUGUGUAAAUUUACCUGUUCCUAUGCUGAAGUGAAGUUAAAUUAAUGAUAAACACAUUAUUUCUUUCAGUUCCUUCAAAAUUAAAUUCCUUAGUCAUUAAUUUCCUCUAACGCAAAAAAACAUUUGAUAUUUAAUGUAUCGCCCAGGGCUAACAUCUUUUAUGAUGCAAAAACUUUUUUGUCAACCACAAAAACAUUUUGUAGACAUGAAUUUCAUAAACACAAAACAUGAAGGUUCUUGUAUUUUUUUUAAUAUUUUGAUGGUUUUUGAGUUGAAUAUUUUUGCAUUUAGUAAAAUGUUAUUUUGCUCCUGACCUCCAGAGCCACCGUAGUGUGAAGACUUCUUACUUAUCUAAACAUUUCUACUUGUUUUUGUUGCUGUGCAUUGACAGAAUAUUUAAGAAUGUUUUUUAUUAAAAAAAAAAUAUUUAAUUUAAAACCUAAAAUUAACUUUAUUUUCCUCGAACCUCCGUCUGUGAUGGUACAGCAGCCUGUCUCCUCUCUGGUUCCCCUUUUCUUACUGUCGCUUUUCUUCAGUCGAGGUGUGGCAGAUGCCACGGCCUUCUACGUUAACAGCACGCUCGAUGCUUGUCGUGGGGUUUUUGGCAUGCAAACCGUACAGUGGUAUCUUCUCGUGAGUAACUGAGUUGUUGUUCAGCUGUAAAACUGUCGUCUCUUCAGCUCAAAGACAAUUAAAAACUCCACAUGGAAAUGUUAUAUAAAACAAAUGAAACGGUUCAUUUCUUCCUCAAGGUGUCAAUGGAGGUGUGGACGUUUGUUAACUUUGAGGUGGAACUGUCAGCAGGGAUCUUUGCUCUGGAUCUAAAAUAUUCUGCUUUCAGUGUAUAGAGUGUGCCCGUAUUGAUGGUUUGGUUUAGUCUAGGCUGAUGUGUUUCUAUCUCACACUCUGACAGGAAGCGCUUGAUCCAAUAAAUUGCACUUUAAAUGUUUCUGUCAGAGUUUUGAACCCAGCGGCGUCACUCAUGAUCUUUCAUUUCAAACACCAACAGUGUAUGAGAACUGAACAGAGUCUUCUGGAUGUCAUUGGUUGUUAGAGAACUUCUCUUUUGAAGCCUUGUGUUUGCAGCUUUUUAGAAGCACAAGAGAUCUGUCGUAUUUGGACAUGAGUGUGGAGCUAAAGAGCAGCAGGCUAAACCUUGGAUGCUGUUUAAAUCUUAAAUCUAAUUUAAAAAGCAUUGCAGGGCCACAGAAUUUACCAUAGCUGAUCAGAAGAAAAUUGAAAAAAUCUGUGGGCCACAUUUGGCCCCCGGGCCAUAGUUUGGAUGCUGUAGCUGCAUCCACGCCAAUCUCUUUAAUGGCCACCAUUGUUUACAAAAUUUGGAGGUGCUUUAACCAAACCACGCCCACCUCCUCCUUCUCAAAUGAAGGUGAUUGGUCCAGUCAUUCUCUGACCAGGAACAAGCGAAUCAGUUUGACUCUUUGAGAGAUGGAGCUGCCUGGUGACAGACGUGAAUCUGAACAUCCACUGACGUUGUGAGGUUAAAGUUUGUUAGCUGUAAAAUUAAACCACUGCUGCUCUUCAGCUCCGCCUUUUUUUUUAUACAGCUAUUGCAAAUAUUUCUUCAGAGACAGUCUGAUCUGUAAUUAAAAUACCAAACAUGUUUGAUAUUUAUGAUUCCAGAUCAGGGAGGCUCUGACGGUGUCAGGUUCAAGCUCGGGUUCUUGUUUUGCAGCCAUUGAGACAGAGCGUCCAUUUAUGACACGCAAAUUAUAAAACGAAAACUAACAUGUAGGGAAAUUCGAUAUUUGCUGAGCAUUAGCUUCACAUUAAGACCAGCAGACUUCCACUUCUCAUACACCGUUUAGGAGUUUGAGACAGCAAUGAUGAACCUUUUAUGAUGUGACAGUUCCCCUCCAUCUGCACCAAAGGACUGGGUACAAAUACCAGCGUUGUUAAAAGCCCAUAUGUAGUUUUGUUCAAGUUUCAGAAGCAUUAAAUGUUUCCUGGGAGCCUCUCUGUACCCCAAAAAGUGAAAAUAUUAACGUCUUCUAAAUUUUCUCCAGUUGAUCCUGCUGUCUUUUCUUGUUCUUAGUAUUUAUUAAAAUAUUACUUUAACGUUUGUACUGAAGCAUUGGUAGCUGUUCUGUUAACGAUGAGAUUUGUUGUUUCAUGAAUUCUUCUGUAAACAAGUUUGUAAUUUAAUAAAGCUUGUUAAAUAUUAA